CACUUCUAGUUAGUGACAAUAUCAGUAUGCAAAAGGGUGAUUUUAUUAUUAAUAUCAUACAUGGACCUGGAAAAAUAUGCAGAAGAUGGAAGAAUUCACAUCAAAUACUCAUUUUGUGUUGGAUAAUAAAUCAACUAUUUCAUUUACAUAAAUGUAUUUGUAAUUCUAGGGUGUUAUCAUCAGCAAAAAUUGGUUUCUCUUAUGCAAUGUCACUUUUAUUACUCUACAUGUGACGUGGAAUUUGCUUCAUGAAAUAUAUCUUACGUGAUUCAAUAGCGACAAAUAUAUAAUUGGAUUAAAAAAAAAUGUAUCUUUGUUUAACAUGAAUACUUUUAUUAUUUUAAUCUAUUAAAAAUACUCCAUUGCCUCACAACUGUUUUUUUCAUCAAUAAGAUACUAUGUUCUUAAAGUUAAGAAAUACUUCAAUAAAUGUAUUAAUUAUUUAUUAGGUUGCAUGGUUAUUUGAUUAAGUAUAUUGAUUUAAUAAGGGACUUUCUAACGUUGCUAAGUUCACAGAUACUAAUUGAACCAUUCAAUAGUUGAUAUGUAGUUUUCAGUCAUUUUUGAUAUUUAUAUAAUGGCUGACAGUAAAGAUAAUAAAUCUGAUAAAAACAUGUUGGAGAAUAGUUUUUUCAGUCAUUUAAAUAUUUUAGAAAAGUUUGAUAGUAAACAAGGAUUAUCUGAAAUGGGAAUAAAAGUUCCUCAAGUUGAGAAAUGCUCUGAGGCUAAAGAUUCCAACCAGUCUAAGAUAAAUCGACCUGUAUUAGACAGUUCUUUGCCAUACAUUCCUGUUUAUACACAUCUUAUCACGUAUAAUCUUGCUCCAAUUGAGAGACCACCAACACCACCUGUGAUUAGAAUGAUAAGAUCGGAAUUAAGAUCAGAAUCUCCAUUUAGAAGUACUCCAGAAUCUAACAAGUCUAGCAAACGAGGAAAAAGUCCAUAAUAUUAUUAGUAAAAAUGUAAUUUAUUAGUAUUGAAUUUUCUAAUAUAUGUAAUGGACAUUAAAAUAUAGGAGUAAUUUUUUCACUGCUUAUUGUUUAUGUUAAUGAAGGAUUUAUUUUGUAGAGUACCACAUUCAUUCUAGCAUAAUGGUGGCUUAUAACUGCUAUUUUCAACUGGAAAAUGCAUCUCUUCAUUAAUAUAAUGAUGGCGAAGAAUUAAAUAUGUACCUUCAUUAAAAUAAUCAGAAUAAUUAAACUGGGUAGUAAAAGUUCAACCAUACUUCGUAGUCAAUACACAUGAACUUCCUAUUUGUUAAAUGAGAAAAUUAUAGUUGGGUAUUUUUAGACUUUUCAAAAAUUAUCAAAACGUAAAUACUGAUUUGUAAGGAAUUUAAAGUCCAAAUAUUAGCAAAUGCCAACACUAAAACAUUUGAGAAUGUUUACAUAAACUAAAUAAUCCAAUGGAAAUGUAA
Chelonus insularis is the source of this 1417-nucleotide messenger RNA. RefSeq lists its product as uncharacterized. NCBI's taxonomy places the organism in Eukaryota, Metazoa, Arthropoda, Insecta, Hymenoptera, Braconidae. The coding region runs from base 578 to 946 and encodes 122 amino acids. The transcript has 3 exons. The record is from RefSeq and is a predicted model, not a curated record.